This is a messenger RNA of Knipowitschia caucasica, 3528 nucleotides long. NCBI's taxonomy places the organism in Eukaryota, Metazoa, Chordata, Actinopteri, Gobiiformes, Gobiidae. The record is from the annotation of a GenBank genome assembly.
AUGGGAGAGACGGCAGAGUACCAAAGACUGCAGGAGACACCAGAAUAUGAAAACUCCCCCAGUGAUGAUGAGGAGAAGCUGGGCAGUGGCAUGCAGAGUGAGGAGGGCACAGAAUGGCUGGUGGAGCUGCUGAUGGAGGUGCAGCUGCAGCAAUAUUUCCUUCGCAUCCGAGACGAACUCAAUGUCACACGGCUCUCACACUUUGAUUAUGUGAAGAAUGAAGAUCUGGAGAAGAUUGGCAUGGGCCGUCCAGGGCAAAGGCGACUGUGGGAAGCUGUAAAAAGAAGGAAAGCACUGUGCAAGCGCAAGUCAUGGAUGAGCAAGGUGUUCAGUGGCAAGCGUCCAGAAGGAGAUACCCCCCAGCAGGGCCAGCCAAUGUCUUCUUUCAGAAAGCUCUCCCCCACUUCCCCGCUGGGGCUGGCUGAGGGCGUCCUGGCCGUUCAGACCAGUGACACUGCUGCUUUGGAGGGACAGCAGGCACUCACGUGUCUCAUUCCUGAGAAGGACUUGUCUCUGUUUGAGAAACUGGGAGAUGGCUCUUUUGGGGUCGUGAAGCGAGGGGAGUGGCUAACACCAGCUGGGAAACUGCUAAAUGUUGCUGUGAAGUGUCUAAAGACAGAUGUGCUGAGCCAGCCAGACGCCUUGGAGGAUUUUAUUUGUGAAGUUAAUGCCAUGCACUCCCUGGACCAUCAAAACCUCAUUCGGCUCUACGGUGUUGUGCUCACACACCCCAUGAAAAUGGUGACAGAGCUGGCUGCUCUGGGCUCGCUGUUGGAGCGGCUGCGCUGUGUGCGGCCUCAGGGGCCCGUGCUCAUCCACACUCUGUGUCAGUACGCGGUGCAAGUGGCCUGUGGCAUGGCCUAUCUGGAGCAGAGGCGCUUCAUCCACAGAGACCUGGCAGCCAGGAACAUCCUCCUUGCUUCCGCUCACAAAGUGAAAAUUGGAGACUUUGGUCUCAUGAGGGCACUCCCCAACAACAAUGAGCAUUAUGUCAUGCAGGAGCAUCGCAAGGUCCCCUUUGCAUGGUGUGCUCCAGAGAGUCUGAAGACAAGAACAUUCUCUCACGCCACCGACACCUGGAUGUUUGGAGUCACUCUGUGGGAAAUGUUUACUCACGGCCAGGAGCCGUGGCUUGGACUCAAUGGAAGCCAGAUUCUUCACAAAAUAGAUAAAGAGGGAGAGCGCCUUCCAAAGCCAGAGGAUUGUCCUCAAGAUAUUUUUAAUGUGAUGCUUCAGUGCUGGGCUCCCAAACCAGACGACAGACCCACCUUUGUUGCCCUUCGAGAGUUUCUUCUUGAGACCAUGCCUACAGAUAUGUGCGCGCUGCAAGACUUUGAAGAACCCGACAAACUCCUAAUCCAGAUCAAUGAUGUCAUCACAAUCAUCGAGGGAAGGGCUGAAAACUACUGGUGGCGCGGACAAAACAAGCGCACUCUAAAAGUUGGCCAGUUCCCUCGAAAUGUAGUGACUUCUGUUGCUGGUUUAUCAGCUCAUGACAUCAGCCGGCCUCUGAAAAACAGCUUCAUCCACACAGGCCACGGAGACACUGACCCACACCACUGCUGGGGCUUCCCCAACCGCAUCGAUGACUUAUACCUUGGUAACCCCAUGGAUCCUCAGGACGUCCUGGCUUCAGAUUUCACCGGCACUCGGCCCACGCAGCUCCCAGGGCGAUCCAAAAAAGGGCCCCCUCCCCGCCCGCCCCAACCAGCUGUCUUAAUCAAGAGUAAGUCUGGUGUCUCUCAGCAGCUCCUCUGCCAUUGCUCCUGCCCCCUCUGUUCCCUCUUAGCGCCACUCCUCAAAGAGCCCUGUUAUGAUCCUGUAAAUGAGGAAGAGGAUUUGACUUCAGCAGGACUCAAGAGUCUGUCCUGUCUUAAAGCUGGUUCUGUCAAAGGGCUGAAACUGAAACCUGCUGCCUGGGUGUCAGCUUCCAAACAGGGAAGUCGAUUAUCAAAUCCAAACCAGCACUCCGAAGUGUCCCUUAUUGAUUUUGGGGAGGAACAGGCCCCCUCUGCGUCCUCCCCCUCUCCUGUGGUAGAGGUUCACAUCCCCACACUGGCUCGACUGGCGUUGGAAGCAGACAACAUACUGGACUGCACCCCUCCCCAAAGCCCCUCCAGCAGCCUGCCACGCCCUCUGCACCCCACCCCUGUUGUGGACUGGGAUACCCGGCCACUGCCCCCCCCUCCAGCCUAUGACGAUGUAGCACAAGAUGAAGAUGAUAUGGAAGUGAGCUCUAUUAAUGGCACAGAGAAGCCGCACAGAGAAGAGCAGACUCUUGAAAACACCAAAGAAGAGGAGUCUAGUGCCCCCUGUACUUCACACAACCCAGGCCUCGAGGACAAUCUGUUUCUUCCCACUAAGCAGUGCUGCUCCAGUGCAUUCUCACAGUCUGCAGAGAUCUUCAAGGAGCUGCAGCAGGAAUGCAUGAGGAGGCUGCAUGUUCCUGCAGCUUCUACUCGCACCACUUCUCCUUCACAGAGCUAUGGUUCUCAGACCCCCCUGAGCUCUUUCUGUACUAACGACAAACCUCUCAUUCCUCCCCGAGUGCCAAUUCCCCCUCGGCCCAUUAAAAGAGGAGGCUACUCUGGUUCUCGCUGGUCUCAGGACCUAUCUCUGUCAACUUCUCCAGCCGAGCUCACAGAAGAGCUGUCAAGCUCAGACCAGGGGAUUCCUCCACAGAUCCCACCUAGAGAUCCAUUAUUAGACUCUCGGACUCCCAGUCCCCUGAGCCUGUUGGUGGGCUCUCCUCAGCCUCGAAUGUACUCCAUCAGUCCUACAGUCAUGCACUCCCACAGUUCUUGUCCCUCUUCUCACACUUAUGGGUCCUACCUCUCCACGUCUCCUGCCACGACCAUGCCCACCACACACAGCUUUGCCUCAGAUCCUAAAUAUGCUGCUCCCAAAGUCAUCCAGGCGCAGGGGAAGGAUCUCCCCAGUAAGGGCCCCUGCAUUCUGCCCAUUGUCCGGGAUGGUCGCAAAGUCAGCAACACUCAUUACUACCUGCUGCCAGAGAGACCCCCAUACCUUGACCGUUAUGACCGCUUCUUCAGGGAGGCUGAGAGCUUCCCCUCCAGCCCUGUGGAGGAGCGACUUAGCCGCCCCACCAAUAUGGCUGCAGUUAAACCUAUGGUGCUCAACAACCAGACUCUCUCACACUGCCAGGGCCAGACACCUGCUCUCUCCACCAACAGCAGCAGUGGUGUGCUGCGCUCAGGCUUGAAGACAGUUAGUCUCCCUCGAGUCAGUGUGGACACUGAGGGGGGAGGGCCCUCUGCUGACCUAGUCAGAAUGGUGCAGGAGGCGGUCCAUGGAGUGACAAUGGAGGAAUGCCAGGCGGCGCUGCACAACCACGGCUGGGACGUACAGAAGGCAGUGCACUAUCUGAAGGUGGAGCAGUUGUUUUGUCUGGGCCUCAGAAGCAGGACAGAGUGUCUGAAGCUCCUGGAAAUGUGUGACUGGAACUUGGAAUUGGCCAGUACCCAGAUGUUGGACAACUACAGCUCCACAACAAGGCAGAGGCGGUGA